Molecule: messenger RNA, 8825 nt
Organism: Physella acuta
Lineage: Eukaryota; Metazoa; Mollusca; Gastropoda; Physidae
Product: kinesin-like protein KIF26B
Biological process (GO): microtubule-based movement
Molecular function (GO): microtubule motor activity; microtubule binding; ATP binding
Source: RefSeq, a predicted model, not a curated record
AGGAGGUUGCGGGCCCUGUGUGUUGCUGGGCCUAGCUAUGAUGCGUGGAGUUCUGUUCGUGCCACCUCCAGUUCGCUACUCGCUACCUGAACUGUAGCCCAGCGCUACUGGAUUCUCAAGCCCAUUUCUUUCUUUGGAUUUUCAUGGAUUAUUUACUAUUUCGUUUUCCUUUUUAACGGAUUUAUACUUUUCGUCAGCGGAAGUCGCCAGUGUUGUGUUUUUCUUGUAUGGUGUUUAUGUAUGGGUAUCACGUGACCAUUGUAUGCUGUCGACAUGUAAGCACAGGUAAGAUGAAGCAGUGGACCGGACACACAGUGCAAUUAACACCGCUAGUGAGCCCCAAUUAUUAAUGACCCAGUGAUAAUUUAAUUCAUUAGUUUUAUUUUCCUGUACAAAUUGUGUUCGGGAGUAAUUUGUGUUUGAAAUUUUGGUUUUUGUUGUCAAGUAUUCGUUCUCUAUCUCUGGAUGACUGGAUUACCAUCGAUCGUGGAUUCUAGUGGAUUGUAUGGACGCGGAUACAUGGACUUGUGGCUUAACUUCCUGCUCAUAAACUGAUGACAGGCCAGUGAGGGGAUGGACAGAUCCCACCCCCCGCGGUCUGGCAUCCCCACUUACCUGGGAUCUCCAGGUGGGCGGGCACACGACAGGGGGGAUGGAGGGGGUCACCACGGGGACUCGCGGUCACCCCGACCCCAGCGCAGCAACCCCCAUGUGAAUAAUGGACCAGCCCAAGACAUCCGGUCAGCUAGAGUGACCAGGGUCCCAGACCGAGGUGGAGGAACCGACCCGCCCCGCCCGGGCUGGUCAGACGAUGGCCAGACGCCGGCCAGACACCGCCCACACAGCUCAAACAAACACGUGACCUACGCGCACGUCAAGCGGAACGAGCUUAUACAACACCAGGCUCAAGGCGAGAGAACUCUCGUGGGCUGCGAGUCCACACAGCCCGCGGAGAGGACCAACAAAAGUGACGUCACAUCCGGCCAUGGCGUAGAGCUCUACUACUCUGCCUCCACCGUGACUGGUUCCCACACAGCGGACGAGGAACCCAUGGACGACACCAGACCCUGCGAGACGGGAGGGGUCAGCGAGUCCCCGAGUGCCGGACCCCCCGGCCCCCACCGCGCCCCACCCCCUGGUGCUGCCAGGUCACGUGAGGGCGAUCACGUGACGCGGACAAGUUUUUCUGACAUGGAUUACCCCAUCAGAGGAACGAUGUCCCCGCUGUCCGCCGUGGCGGUGAAGAGGUCGGUGGGUCCGGUGGAUGAAGUGUCCUUCGUCUUCGGCCGUCCGGCCUCCCCCACCGGCGACACGGUGGUCCGGCCCGCCCAGCAGUACAACAGUGCCGGUCUCGUCCGGUGCAUGUCGCCGUCUGCCGGCCGCUACAUGACCGGACACUACAACCCCCGCCCCCUCUCUCCCAGCAGUGACGUGUUGCCUAUACGGCGACCCGGGACCUACGCGUCCCGCAGGGUGCUGUCCCCACCCCCACAGCUGGGGUUCGGAGCCGCCGCGGAGCCGCGGAUCCACCACCAGGGCGGCAUCUGCUGCGAGCAGUGUAACGGCUGUCUGGUGGAGCUCAAGCGGCAGGCCCUGCGGCUCAUGUUCCCGGAUACGGGAGCCGGAAGUCACCUCGCUCAGAGCAUCCGGCUAGACAACAUCGGAGAGCGGCUGACGGUGCCGGAGUCGUACGAGCGCUGGUUCUCCCGGACGGGCCAGUGCGCCGUGUGCCAGACGCCGAUCGGCCAGCUGAAGCAGGAAGCCGUGGCUAUGAUCCAGUCCAUUCAGCUGGCCCAGACCACGGCUACAGCCGGCAGCAUCCCCUCGCUCGUCGGCUCGUGCGGGCUCGUACCCCAGCACAAGAACAAGUUCACCAACAGAAAGCCUCCACUAAGCCCCUAUGCAUCUUCUCCAUCCAUGCCUUUAGCAGCCCAAGCCCAAGCCUACCUAGAGCAGAACGUGAGGGCUUACAUCAACCCCAAGAAGUACUCGAUGAUGCUGGCAGGCCGCCUGCCCCCCACCAGCCAGGAGUGCCACUAUGAGAGUCUCGGCUCUCCCGAGUCCAUGUCUGACGUUUCAUCCUCCUCAUCAUCGGGCCUCCAUCCCGGAUACGCCCACUCUACUUCCUCUGGACACCAUCACGUGCCUUCAAGGAGCCUGUCCUCACCCACCUCGCCACCACACGUGCCCUCGGCAGCGGCCUCGUUUUUCGCCAGAGCUGCCCAAAAACUCGGGAAGAAAAAAAAACGACAUCACUCUCAGGAUCAAGAACCCCUCCCUGCCCUCCCCACUUUCCCCACGAAUUUCUCUGACGUCAUACGAUUAACGCCCCCGCCCGCCCCGCCAUGUCUACUGAGGAGCGGUGGAAGGCUGCAGAACCCUGGCAUGGGAAAGGUCAAGGUCAUGCUAAAGAUAUGCAACAGCGCCGGAAGUCAAGGCGAGCAGGGCGGGUCAUCCUUCCUGUCCCCGGACCCCCGGAAGAAGCAAGUGACCGUGUUUGACCCCUCGGCCAGCGGAUACGUCACCUCGGCCAGCAGACGAGCCACGACGGCCGCGCCCAAAAUGUUCGCCUUUGAUUCGGUCUUCACGCCAGACGACUCGCUGACGGAACUGUGUGCUAGUAGCCUCUCGGAGAUUAUACAAGCUGUUGUGGCGGGGACGGAUGGGUGUUUGUUUACAUACGGCUACUCCAGGCUAGGCAAGACGUACACGAUGAUCGGCAGUGACCAGUCCCCGGGCACCCUGGGGGUGAUGCCCUGUGCCAUCGCCUGGCUCUUUAAGAUCAUCAACGAGCAGAAGGACAAGACUGGCGCGCGCUUCUCCGUGCGCGUGUCGGCUGUACAGGUGACGGGCAAGGAGGAGGCGCUGCGUGACCUGCUGAUAGACAUGGCUCAAGGUACCGAGACGACAGGUGUGGGGACGGCCCCCAGUGUGUACCUGCGAGAGGACCCCAUCUGUGGCACCCAGUUAGAGAACCAGAGCGAGCUGCGGGCACCCACGGCCGAGAAGGCGGCUCAUUACCUGGACGCGGCUCUAGCGGCUCGCAGUGCUGCAGACGAAGACGAAGAGAGGUCCUCCCAUAUUUUGUUCACUCUCAACGUGUACCAGUACCGGAUAGAGAGGUCAAACACUAAAGCCGGACUUCCGGGAGUGGCCGGAGGAAGGUCAAGGUUACAUCUAAUUGACCUUGGAACAGCCUCUAAGUCAAAGGACCCCAACAAUGUGUCCCUCAGUCUGUCUGCGCUUGGCAACGUCAUCAUGGCGCUGCUCAAUGGUCAGAGACACGUGCCUCACAGAGACAGCAAGAUUGCGCAACUGUUGAGAGACUCUCUAGGAAACCUUUCGUGUCGCACGUGCAUGAUUGCGCACGUGUCCUCGGCCGUGCCGCACUACAACGAGACCCUGCAGGUCAUCCAGCUGGCGGCACGUGUCCAUAGGAUGAAGCGGCGUAGGACCAAAUUUUCUAGUACCAGCUCUGAGGACAGUUCAACUGAUGGUGAUGUCAAGUUCAGACGUCCGUACAGGGGCCUGAGGAUGGGAACUCUGAGGGAGGACGUGCUCUAUUCCUCCUCUCAUUCAGACCCUGACUACACGUCCAGCAGCGAACAGUCAUGUGACACUGUCAUCUACAUAGGGGCCAACGGCCAGUCCCUGAGUGACAGAGAACUAACAGACAAUGAAGGGCCCCCUAGGCAUGUGCCUAGGACUAACCCACGCCUUCCCAGGAGACCCAGUGGGUCAAGGUCGUCUGGUGAUGACUCUGACAGUGGUCGCAGUGUGAGAAGCCUUGAGUCCAGACUCCCACUAAGAACUAUCAUGUCCCCUCCCCCCGGUGCCUCUAUGAAACUAGGGCAGCCCCCAUCAAUGCCUGGGUCCCCCAAUCCAGGCUUGGUCAAAAUGGGUCACAGAAUGGGCAUGCACACAAAGAUGAGUGCUGAUGGCAGACUGGCCAACACAGACAGUGCCGCAGCAGGCAGCCCCUGGCAGGAGAAGCCUACCAAGAUUCACUGUCAUUCAUCGCAGAGCAAGUUGGCCAAGGCCAUCCACGAUAAACAGCAGCCGUUGGAGGGUGAGCAGUGGAUUGAUGGCCCCGGAGCGGCCAUUUACCCAGAGUCCAAAGCCAGUGAGCUCUGGGUAGAUGGGCCCCCAGCCUUCGUAGUGCAGCAGCAGCCCCAGUCCGUGCUGACAGCUGCACCCUCAACUCGCACCGAGGGGCAUCACAGCCGGGGAGAGACCGCAGCCCACCACCACCAUCACAGGUCUGAUUCGUCUUCCCGUCGUGUUGCCUCUAAGAAGGUGGACGCGGAGGAACAGUGGGUGGACGGCCCCAAGGAAAUGGUCAGUGGCAGCAACCCCUCCCAACCCAUGCACACAUGCAGCAAGACAGAAGCCCCCAGCAAAACUAGCCACCCAGCCAAAUGUGCCGGGGUCAACGAAAAAGCUUUAAAACAAGCCCUGGUUAAACACAUCAUGGAGGUGAAGGACAGACCUGACAGCACGGUCAGUGUGGACAGCGACACGUCCAUGGUGGUUGUUCCUGCUGAAUCUCGUCCAGCCAGCUUCAACAGUGAUGACCAGGCCAAGUCCUCUGGCUCCAGCAAAGAUGCUGUGGACGUGCGGUCAGAUCUCAAGCAGGAUGCCUCAUCCAGUCCUAUGGUGUCCAGCAAAAAACAAAAACUCUCAGAGCAGAAACCUUCCUCAAAUCAGUCACUCUCUCCUAGUCCUUCCCCAGCCUUAGCUAGAAAGUGCAAUAAAAUGGAAGCUCCAAAACUGGUGAAAGGUCAGCUGCCUGGGUCAGCCAGCCCCACCCACAGGGUGGUGCAGUGGAUCAAGUCUGUGGCCACAGAGCAGAAGGAACCUUCCAGCACCCAGCAGGCCCAGCCUGUCAGCACUUUGUGUAAUAUUUCUAUGGCGGAUGCCGAGACCAACACAGAACAUGAUUCAGAUUUCGAGAGAAUGGCGGAGGAGAACGGCGUCAGGUCUGACAGUGAUGAUGGGGCAGAUACUCUGGCUGUGAACAAGUGCAAUAUGAUCCUGGAUACCAGUCUAGACAGCAGCUUUGAUGCCUCCAUGCUCAACCGGGAAUCUAUUUAUGAAAUGGAAGUGGACGAGCAUUUGGAGCACAUGAAGACCAAGGAUGGCUCAGGGCUGGCCGCUGAGCUGGACAACGAGACCUUCAGCAGCUUAUCCUGCAGCAACCACGAUGAUGUUGAGAGAGACCACCAGAACGCUGAGUCUGAGUCCCUCCUUGUCCAACAUUCUAAAGCUCUGACCGAGUCCAAACAAACUGCCCAGCUCAAUCGCCAUUUAGCCCGCGGCUGCCUCAAGAGAGAUGUCUCACCUGCCCUCUCUGAUGCUGACCAGGAGAUGCUUGAGGUGACCAAACCUCUACUCAGUCGUAAACCUGAUGGAGCUUCUAACCCUAACCUAAUGAGAGCCUUUGAGGAGGAAACACUUGGUAAAAUGCAUGUCAAUAAUUUAACCGGAAUGUCUGUAGAGGCCAUGUAUGUCACGUCUGAUCCUGAUUUCCCAUCCAAAAGAUUGGGGCUGGAUGAGGACGUGCAGUCAGGGAAAGGUGACGGCCAUGUCUCAGGGUACCUGCCCUCACCAAAACUUGGCACCAAAAACAAACCUCCACUUCCAGCCAAGCAGUCUCCUGUCAUGAAACAAAGUGGGCUUCCCAAGCCCAGCUCUAGUCCGCAGUCCUCCAGCCGAUCAAUCUACUGCGUGGCCAAACAGCCGGCUGCGGUGGUCAAAGACAGCCCACAGAAAGCUGGCAAACACCCUACGGCUGUGAGUCCCAGUUUAAAAAGUAAAUUCUCAAAAAAUGACAAGGCCUGCGCCUCAUCAUCGGGUACAUCCCCCGUCUCCUCCGCCACUUCCCCCGUCUCCUCUGCUACAUCAAGCCCUGUGGUCUCUAGCACUAAAUCAUCUCCAGCUCAAAAGCCAGGCAGCAAAAGCCAGAAUGGCUCCACCAGCAAAUUGCCAUCAUUUUGCUCAUCUCGUACAUCCUCCCCAUCAACAAAAGACAGCAAAGCCAGAAAAAAGGAAACUAAAGCUGGCAGUGGUAGAAAAUUAUCCGAGCUUGUCCACAGGGGCAAGGGAAAUGACUCUGACAGUGGAAAUGAUAGUGGAAUAGUUGCCCAUGAAAAGAAACUGUUAUCUCCAUAUGCCACUGUGACUAAGCCGAGGACCCCCAGCCACUCAAGCAGUGGACAUGGCAGUGAUAACAGCACAAUCAGCACAGAGGUCCACCCUGGCCACUCAAGACCUUGCACCAAGACUGAGAACCUACACGGGGGAACCAGCAGUGGGUAUGAGAGCAUGCUGCGAGACAGUGAGGCCACAUGUUCCUCAUCAGGCCAUGAAGAUAGCGCAAGUGAGUCCUCAUCAGAAUGCAAGAAAGGUUCCAAAAGAAAAGGAACUAGAAGAAGUCGGUCAGCCCCUGCCCAUUCUACAGAAAGUUCCCCGGCCUCCAGCCAACCAAGUCAGACAGGAAGUAGAUCUGUGGGGUCAUCACAUAGAGCAUGGGUGGACACCAGACAUUUGUACAAAGUCAAAGAUGAGCCUCUUGAGUUAAAGAAAUAUGACCCUGAUGAGGUGGAGAGGUUAGGCCGGAGGAGGACAGAUGAUGAGAUACAAGCUCUACCUGACAGCAAGCAGAGAAGUGCAAGUUCUAGAGAAGAUGAUGGAGAUGAAACAGAAUCCAAGGACCGGAUAAUGAUGGAGAGAAACGGCUGGUCUUUUGAUUGUAAAUUUCUCAUGUGUUUCUCUUGUAAAUCCAGACAAAGAGGGACGGAUGUAUAGACUUUAAUUUUACCACUGCUGUCAACUAUGUGACACAGGCAAAGAUAACUCUAAAAUAUUGUUUUAUUCACGGAUUUGUAAAAAAAAUUUCCCCACCAAAUUUUUUAAAAUUUUGAAGCAAGUUUUGACCAAAUUGCUAAUUGGAGGACAGCUAUUUUUUAAUUUUAAAAGUUAAACUUUCUCAUUACAUUUUGCCUGUAUUUCAUAAAGUUUUAUAUUAAAACUUGUUUUUAAUUUUGCUUAAUCAUUAAAAUAAUUAUUUUAAUAAUCUAUGCAAAGAACGCACAUUUUAUAAUUUGCAUUAGUUUUCUUUUUGUACUGUAAAAAACUUCCUUCUAAAAAUGACAGAAAAGUGGCAUAGAAAAAAUGAUCCAGUGUAUUCUAGGUGCAUCAUUAGGUCUAACAUCAUCGGUCAGUACUUGCCUUACAACUUACGAGCCCCACACCACUGAGACUACCAGCAUGAAUGAGAUCCAACGCAAACGAUAGGCUGGUUACCUGGAUUUCACACUUGAAAAGAUUUAUGCAACUUUCACCUAGAUAAUUAUGUAUAUGAUCUGUAACUGCUGUUCUGUUAUUUAAUUUAUAUUUGUGUAUUUGUACCAUUAUUUUAACAUUUUUUGUUUGCAUAAUAAUUUUGUUUGGUGUAAAGAUUGUUUAGCCUGGUAAGACAGACUGCUGAGUGUGAAAGUAUUGGGUAGUGCCACGUUGUAAUUAAUUCAAAUGUAACUAUUCCUAUUGAUGUACAAUUAUUAUCAAGAGAAAAUAUUUAAGCAAGUUUAUGUAGUAUCCUAGACAGCGCAGUCUAAUGAUAAAUUCGCUGUCUAAACAAACUGGGGUAUGUGGGCACUCAAAUUUUUUUUUUUACUUUUUCCUCAUAAGCCAUAAACUUAUUGUAAAUAUCAUGUCUAUCCAGCAGUCAGUAUAUUUACAAACCAAAUAUCUCAGCUCAAGACUUAUAGAGCUUUCAAGUGUUUAAACGUCUCCCUGGUGUAUAUAUAUUCAAGUACUCACUUGUCUCCCUUGCUCUUUGUAUGAAAGCACAAAUGUGCUAAAAUUAUCAAUUGCUUCUUUUAAUCUGAGGUGUAAACAUGCUUAGAAUUGCAUUGUUUUAAAAUGCAGUAGUUGAAAAAGUGUUGAGAAAUACAAGAAACUAGUUACAGCUUGCACAGGUACUACCUAGUUCUCUAUGUCUAGCCACGUUUGACAUUGUUCUAAGGUGAAUAGUUCUAGUCCUAGCUCAUCCUGUUUCUGUAGCUAGUUACGGUUCAUUUAACUUUAACCAGGGUUCAUUUAUUAACCCUACCAGUACCAAUUUAGUAGCCCCCUUACAAUUUCUCUUUCGCCAAGCUAUUUAACCAAGGCAGCAAAGCUUUAUCAUUGUCAUGAUCAUCAGCAAAUAAGUGGGCUGACAGCUGUCAUCAUUGACAUCUAUGGCAUCUACAACUGACAUCAGGCUAUGACUGACUGUCCAAUUUUGGCUGCUAUGACAUUGACUGAACCUGAAAAAACUUCUUGCAGUAACGUACUGACUGGUGGGUUCAACCUUGUAAAUAUAUAAAUAAACUCUCCCUAGAGAGUCAGUCUGUUAGAAUUGUGUCUUCCCUGAUAGUCUGCUAGCACACUGUUUUUAUUACAUGUUCAAUUAGCAUGAAGGAUCAAUUCAAUGUUGACAAAAUAUUUAUUUAUUAGUAUACCUUAUUAUUUCAAUAUUGUUCUCUGAGAAUUAUUUUUAGAAUUGAUAAAUGAAGCAGGUGGGUUUUUAUUUUUGGUGCGCUCUGUUGUCAGACAUCUCUCUGCAACAGUCCAUGGUGCAGACACUUUAGCUUAGUGAGCCUUUAUUUCUACCGCAGUGGAUUGUCCUUUGACUUGUAAAUACAUUGGUGUCAGAGGAAAUGGUCAGGCAUCUGGCUCUGUCAUUGACACAUUUAUAAUUGACACAUUUUGACAUUUCGAAUAUUUUUUAAAAAUUGAAAAAUAAAAAUAAUGCAACUGAAACUUGAAAUAAAACUGUGCAA